Messenger RNA from Cinara cedri, 609 nucleotides. Lineage: Eukaryota; Metazoa; Arthropoda; Insecta; Hemiptera; Aphididae. The record is from the annotation of a GenBank genome assembly.
AUGAUAAUAUAUAGUUAUAUAGUGGGACUGUGUAGUUAUUAUCAAGCAGCUUUUAGAGGAGGCAGGAAAGGACAGCUGAUACAUCGAGCCGUUAGAAACGGUCAAACAAAAGAAGCAAAGAUCCUAUUGGAAGAGGAUAUAAAUGUUAAUAUGAUAGAUGAAUAUGUGGCAACUUCUUUACAUUGGGCAGUUAAAAGUGGUAGUGUAUGUUUAUCAAAGAAUUUAUUAGAAAAUGGUGCAAAUGUUAAUGCAGUAGAAGGUGUUUUAAAAAAAGAUACUGUAGUUCAAAAGUACUACUACCAAUCUCAUCAGUAACUCAAAGAGCAUCUUUAUAGCUUCGUUAUGGCCUACAAUAUAGCCUACAAUUUAAAGCUUAAGGGUUUCACACUUCUUGAAUUUAUAUGUGAUUAGUGGACGAUAUUUCCUGAUUUAUUUAUACCCAAUACUCGCCUUCAUACUUUGGAAGGAUAUAAUGGAAAAUAUAGAAAAAUAGCGGAGCGAAGCUCAUAUUAAUCCGGAUGCAGUAAAAUUAAGUGGUAGCAAAAUGCUAAUUGGUUUACUGAAUAUAGAUUUCCCAGUGCCAGUAGCUCCACUAAUCAACUAAAUGUA